Messenger RNA from Exophiala viscosa, 1514 nucleotides. RefSeq lists its product as uncharacterized. Gene Ontology annotation, biological process: positive regulation of catalytic activity. The record is from RefSeq and is a predicted model, not a curated record. The coding region runs from base 170 to 1426 and encodes 418 amino acids. Lineage: Eukaryota; Fungi; Ascomycota; Eurotiomycetes; Chaetothyriales; Herpotrichiellaceae. The transcript has 3 exons. Gene Ontology annotation, cellular component: fungal-type vacuole; cell periphery.
UUCAGCCUAGUUUGUGACCCCAACCGCUCAAGACUGCCUUCAUGUUCGCUCCGAGGACUUCCACUAUCUCUUAGGCAUUUCUACAAGCCCUAAAACCCGAGAGAAUGCGCGACUUGUCAACGCGAGACCGCCGCAGUUGAGGCCUGCCCCAACUUCUCCGCCGCCAGUCAUGGCUGCCCCCGGCUUCCCAUGGUCCACACAGUCGAGAGAUCCGGAAAAAGAAGCCUUUCCGCCAGCGGAGGAUCAUCUUGUGUCCACAAGGGAAGACAAUGAGCACACGAACGCCAUAAAAAAGAACAGCCUGAGCGGUCAAAACAACCUGCCGAAGGAAACCAGCAAUCCACAGGGGAAGCGGCGAAACGGUUCACUAAGAGGUCCUCCACGAGUCAUACCACUUGUCACUAGUUUCACCACAGAUACUGCAUCGUACAAGGCUCCGCGCGAUGCUUCCACCCCUCUACCGGUACGGACCAUUCCUGCGUGGGUGAGAGACGCAGAAGAAGAUGACCUUGAAGACCCCCAGUUUAGUAUGCCCGAUGCGCCCAACGCUGCUCUCGUCGCCCAACAUAACCACAGCCCUGCAAACGCUCAACGUCCGCAUAUCUCGGGUAAACAACAGCACGGCAACGUGACUUCUUCCGGCCAGGUCCGCGCAGAGCGAACAUCGAGAUGGGUCUCAUUUGCGCGAGCGAGUGCCUAUCCACGGGAAACUUUCAAUGGGGAAAAGGUGGACACAGACUACUUGAACCAACAUUUUACCGACUACUCCAAGCCUUGGUUGGCAGGUCAUGACGACGAUCCCGAAGACAGCAGCAGUCGAUAUCGUGCAUUCCGCAAGAAGAGGCAGGUCUGGUACAAACGUGCACAGUUUACCAUCCUACGAAAUCCUUUCAUCCCGCUUGCCUUCCGGCUGACCAUCUUCAUUUUCGCCUUUGUGGCUCUUGGCCUGGGGACUUCGAUAUAUCAUCAGACCAGUAAGAUUAUCGGAUGCAUACACCAAAGUCCGCGUACACCGAAAUGCCGCGCACUCGUCGGUACAGGCACGGUGGAGUACUACCAAGAUCCUUCAGGCCUGAUGGCUUUGAUCGUCGACGCCAUCGCAGUGGCCUAUACUCUUUACAUCACGCACGACGAGUACUUCUCCAAGCCUUUGGGCCUUCGACGUCCUCGUGCCAAAGUGCGGCUGGUCCUGCUUGAUUUGUUCUUCGUGGUGUUCCAAUCAGCGAAUCUUGCUCUGAGUUUUGAAUCUUUGACAGUGGUUGAAGGUGCCUGCAAAGUGGGAGACAAUCCCCUUGCAACACCCAAAUUCGACGACGUGUGCAGACGUGAAAGAGUAUUGAGCGGAGUUCUGUUGAUUUCUCUGGUAGCAUGGUUGAUCACCUUCUCUAUCAGUGUUUUGAGAUUGGUAGAGAGAAUCGGCUCAUAAUGAGGAGCCGCGCAGGAUGUCAAUCGGCACUGCAAAUUCUUUUUUUCGGUGUACAGUAGCAAUGAUGAUGACCGAGACGAUUUCAUUU